Messenger RNA from Cuculus canorus (common cuckoo), 4809 nucleotides. It is a transcript of the gene AGPS, whose product is annotated as alkylglycerone phosphate synthase. Gene Ontology annotation, biological process: lipid biosynthetic process. The record is from RefSeq and is a predicted model, not a curated record. Gene Ontology annotation, molecular function: FAD binding; alkylglycerone-phosphate synthase activity. Lineage: Eukaryota; Metazoa; Chordata; Aves; Cuculiformes; Cuculidae.
UCCUCGUCCUCGUCCUCGUCCUCCGCCCGGCGGCGGCUGCGCAUCAUCUCGGGGCACCUGCGGGGCGCGCCGGCCCCGAGCCCCUGCAAGGCGCAGGGCGGCCCCGCCCGGCCCGCCUCGGGCUCCAUCCCGAAGAAGCGGCAAGAACUUCUGAAGUGGAAUGGAUGGGGAUAUAAUGACUCCAAAUUCAUCUUCAAUAAGAAGGGUCAAGCCGAAUUCACAGGAAAAAGGUACAGAUUAGGUGGUAUGGUUUUACCAACUUUUAAAGAAUGGAUAGAAAAAACCUUUGGCAGUCUGGAGCACAAAACUACCUCUAGAACAUCCUUAAAUGUUAAUGAUGUACCUCCAUCUGUUGUAAAUGAAGAAUUUCUUCAGGAUCUUAGAGCCACUAAAAUCUCAUAUUCACAGGAUGCAGAAGAUAGGAUAUUCAGAGCUCAUGGUCACUGCCUGCAUGAGAUAUUUGUACUCAGGGAAGGAAUGUUUAAGCGAAUUCCUGAUAUAGUUGUAUGGCCUGUUUGCCAUGAAGAUGUAGUUAAAAUUGUGGAAUUAGCCUGCAAACACAAUCUCUGCAUAAUACCAUUUGGUGGAGGGACAAGUGUCUCUAGUGCCCUUGAAUGUCCUGAAGAAGAAAAAAGAACAAUUAUCUCGCUGGAUACGUCACAAAUGAAUCGGAUUCUCUGGAUAGAUGAGAAAAACUUAACAGCUUGUGUGGAAGCUGGCAUUGUUGGACAAGAUCUGGAAAAACAGCUUGCUGAAAGUGGCUUCUGUACAGGCCAUGAACCAGAUUCCAUGGAGUUCAGCUCACUAGGAGGAUGGGUAGCAACGCGAGCAUCAGGCAUGAAAAAAAACAUCUAUGGAAACAUCGAAGAUCUGGUGAUUCAUAUAAAAAUGGUAACUCCUAGAGGAAUAGUAGAAAAAAACUGUCAAGUACCUCGCAUGUCAACGGGACCUGAUAUCCAUCAUUUCAUCAUGGGAUCUGAAGGAACUCUUGGAGUAGUUACUGAAGUUACAAUAAAGAUUCGCCCAGUCCCUGAAUACCAGAAGUAUGGCUCUGUGGUCUUCCCCAACUUUGAACGAGGAGUGGCCUGCUUAAGGGAAGUGGCAAAGCAGAGAUGUGCUCCUGCAUCAAUUCGCCUUGUUGACAAUGCACAGUUUCAGUUCGGUCAUGCUCUUAAACCACAAGUUGCUUCCAUUUUUACAUCGUUUUUGGAUGGACUGAAAAAAUUCUACAUCACAAAGUUUAAAGGAUUUGAUCCCAAUGUACUGUGUGUAGCUACCUUGCUCUUUGAGGGUGACAGAGAGAAGGUUCUUCAGCAUGAAAAGCAAGUCUAUGAUAUUGCCACCAAGUUUGGUGGUUUGGCAGCAGGAGAAGAUAAUGGACAGAGAGGAUAUAUGCUGACAUUUGUCAUUGCUUACCUUCGGGACCUGGGCCUGGAUUACUAUGUAGUAGGAGAAUCAUUUGAGACAUCUGUUCCAUGGGAUAGGGUUUUGGACCUUUGUAGAAAUGUAAAAGAAAGGAUAGUAAGAGAAUGCAAAGAAAAGGGUGUUCAGUUUCCUCCUCUUUCCACCUGCAGGGUGACACAAACUUAUGAUGCAGGUGCAUGUGUCUACUUCUACUUUGCCUUUAACUACAGAGGAAUUAGUGAUCCUAUUCAUGUCUAUGAACAAAUUGAGAGGGCUGCUAGAGAAGAAAUACUUGCCAAUGGAGGAAGUCUGUCACAUCACCAUGGAGUAGGCAAACUGCGGAAGCACUGGAUGAAGGAGAGCAUCUCUGAUGUUGGCCUGGGAAUGCUGAGAUCUGUUAAAGAAUAUGUGGACCCUAAGAACAUCUUUGGAAAUAAAAACCUUUUAUAAAACCCUUGCACCACAUGAUGUACUAAAACUUCUUCAAAAUUACUGUUGAAAUUCCUCUGCUUUCAUUGUAUUGAUAUCCCAGUAAUCAAAUAUAACAUAGACUAAACUUUAAAAACUAGUAACGCACAUUGAUUUUUGCCACCCCCUUCAACCCCUCCAAUAAAGUGUAAACAUCACUGUUAAUGCUUAUGGAUUUUUACUUACAAUGCUGUUAAACUCUCAGACAACCCACUGGACACAAAGUGUUUCACCAAGCAGGAAACACAAGUUUGGUUUUCCAAGUCUGGAUAGGCAACACAGCUGACAGUAUUUUCAGUGCUGGAUGCUGCCAGAUGUUUCUUACUAAAGCAUCCCCUGCAAGGAGAACAAAGACUGACAACAGUGUUUUCUGUAGAAGCAGCUGCUCAACCCAGCCUCCUGCUAAUGGAAAGCUGCUAGGAGACAGAUGAGAGAACACCAAGGAGUACUUCACUGUGCAGAAGGAUUAAGUAUGUAACAGACUUCUAACCAGCAAAUACUUAACGUACAAAUAUAGGCUUUGAUCAAAAGAGACAAUGUAAGUCAAACUACUUCUAAAAACUCAGUCUCCAACUAUAGUACUAUUGGAAAAUCUUACACAAUUGAGCUGUUCUGAGUUGUAUUUGCAUUGCUGGGAUAAUCUUAGUGACUGACCUACAAUUUAAGUUUUGUACAAGGGACAUUUCUCGCUGUAUGUUGAAAACAGGUUUGUAACAGAACUUUGUCUUCAUCUGUACUUCAGUCCUAGUGCGUAUGGGUUUUGUUCCCGAUUUGUUUCUUUUGCAGUGAUGCAAAAUACCUUUUUCAGUUAAAAAAAAAAAAAAUUUGGCUAUUCAAAUGAAACUGCUCAGCACUGUCUUUUGAAACAGUCUCAACACUUUAAUAACACGCUUAAGUGGACAACAAUACUGUCAUCCUGCAUCCUGAAAGUGAGAUUUCCCAUUUUAGUUUUGUACAGUUUCCUAUGGCCUUUAUGAGUAACUUAUUAGCUUCACUAGUAGCCAAGAUUUUGAUUGUCCAUUUAACUUUAAGAAAAUGAAAUAUUUUCUUGAUCAGUAUCGUAUAAGAAUAAGCAUUUUUACAUUGAAACUUGAAUCUUAAUAAAACAAACUACAAGUAUUUGUCAAUAGUCAUGAUCCAUUUUUAAGGUGGGUUCUUUUCUUAAAACAAGUUAUCCAACUUUUUGAUAAUUAAUGUAUAUGAUUGCAUAGGGUAGAAAAAAAUACAGACGAUCUUUUGAGGACACUAUCUCUCUAGCCAACCACUUCACAGCUCUGUAGUGUCAGUUUGGACAUCUUUUGUAUUGGUAGUGCCCUUAACAAGGAGCAAAAGAGAAAAUUGCAUUUCUGUUUUUAAACUAUUUUAGAAUAUGAUCUAAUUAGCUCUGUUUUGGUAAUGUACCAAAGCCAGUGUAAAAGGCUUGAAAAAUACUGCGUAUUGGACAACUUUGAACUUGUUUAAGGAUUAAUUUCAAUUCUGUGAUUUAUCAAGAAAACCAAAACCAUGAACCCUUGAAAUAUCACUUUAAAAUGCAUGCUCUCAAGGUUCUUAAGGAGGACCUUUUAUGAUCUUCAGGUUGCAAAACAGUGUUAAUUUUCAACGCAGCUAGAUUUAUUUCAAAUGGUCUUUGUUUCACAACGUUUCAACGUAAAAAUCAGUUCUUCUGUAUCUUUGGUUUUGGCCCCCAGAGUUCAUAUUUCAGUAGCAACCAGAGCAAUAGGUGUAGUCUGGUUUAGGAAAAUUACUUUUCCCACUGUGCUUAAGUGUUCCUUAAGUACACAGUGGUGUCUCAGCAAAGUGAAUCUGUACCUGUUUAAACAGGGGACUUCCUCUCUCAUGCUGUGUUAUGAUGACUACACGGCCACAGCUGACAUCUUGCUGAUGACUUAUAUCACUCUGAAACAGAGACCUUUCUAGGUGUUGGUAAAUAUGUGGGUGAACAUGGAGGGUGUUUCUGUGCCUCAAUGAAAGUAUACAUCAAGCUAUAAAGCAUCAAUGUUGAAGGAAAGUACGUGAAGCCUUUUUUUGCAGAAUGACAGCAGAAACAGAACUAGGAACAAGUAGUCCUAGCUCAGUAAUACUGGUCUCUUAAUGAAGAUUUUGACUUAAGGUACUAUACAGCUCUGCAACAUCCUUCCCCAUUUAAUUUUCUGACUGCCUUUUCCUAUCUUUUUUUUUUUUUGGCAUUGAAAUUACACAGGCAAAAACUCCUUACACUCUAUUUCUAGCCUUUAAAUAGCCACUGGCUUCUGAUAUGAUUUAAAAUGCCAUAAAGAUUUUUACUGCAUGUCAAUUGUCCUGUGGGAAGGUGAAAUAACAGGGUAUAAGGGCCUCAAAGCAAUGUCACUGGAUAGUUCUGAAGAAAAGAUUAAUUACAAAUGUAGAGGAGUUGGGUUUUUUUUCUCUAAGGGCCACCCUAUGGUUGUCUUCCUGAAUAUUUUCUUAUCUUAUGAACUGGUCAGAGCUUAGUGAAAAAUGCAGCCAAAAAGCAAGUAUUGUCUUUAAUUUCACAUUUAAAUUCCUAAUGAAAAUACAAAAACGUGUAAUGCAAGUUCAGGAGACCUAAAUACACACAAUUCAUUACCCAUUUAAAAGAAAUCUUCCCUUCUCUAGCACUAAGUCUUCCACCACUCCUCCUUCUAUGUUCUCUACUUUCUUUCUAAAGACUUCACUUACCGUAGCUGCAGUCUGUUUGGAGAUGGAGUUUAAUCCAUGUGCAACAGAAGCAUAUCUUGGCAUAACGCAUUAGUCUUUCAUUUGCUUGACUAUUUUGGCCAUAUGUAAGUUACAAGCUUGUAAUGACUUCCAAUUGCACAGCUUCUGCUCUCUUUGAAGGAGGAAAGGUGCAGAUUGAGUAGGGUUUCACUGCAAAAUGUAUUUGCAUUAGAGAUUCACAGAAGUUUUGAGGGGAAAGAAGAAAAUCUGUUAGAAAUUGAU